CUGCAAAAAACUUCAUCUGUACAUUAAGGCGUGUGGCAUCACGUGCACCGGGCAGUCUGUUGGGGUUUUUUUCUUCCUCUUUGCCGUUCAACAGGACCCAAAACAUGGGAUUGAAGUUGUACUAAAUAUGGAUGACACUCCUCUCCCCUGCGAAGCGUUAGCCUGCUGCGGUUGUGCUGAGACUGCUCGACGCGCUGAGCUCCAUUGAGAACAGGUUUAAAGGGCUUGAAUGCCUUCUGCUGAGGCAAGGCAUCCACCGGCCACUCUGUGCAUGCCCUCUGCCGCGGCCCGCUGGCCUUUGUGUCGCCCAACAAUGAUGGCACCGCGGCACCGCGGCCAGGGAGGCAGCAUUGUUCACCACGGGCCAAUGGGAACGCAACGAGGCGCACGUUCGCGUGAUGUGUGAGUUUUCUGUGCGCAUGUUCGUGUGUGUGCGCAUGGUGAGCAUGCAUGUGCGGUGAAUGUCUCUUUUGCAUCUGCUCUGUGACGAAGGGAAGCGGGGACGUCACACAAAGAGGGAGCCAAUCACACAUUAGCUGUUUGGAUUUAUGCCAGGGCGUUUAGGCUUGUAAGACUUAAGUACAAGUGGCAAAAGUCUGUUUUUUUUUUCCCCCCUCCCCCCAAGAAAAAGCCCAGCUGAGACGAGAUGCCCUACACGCCGUCUGGCUUUUUCUGCGACCGGCUGAUCCGGGAACGAGAGAGGAGAGACGGGGAAGGCUCCCUGAACAAGCCGCAGCGCUUCAACAGCCAGGACUUCGCCGCCCUGCGACAGGAGUGCCUGCAGCGGAAGAGCCCGUUCGAGGAUGAGUCCUUCCCGGCCACCGUGGAGUCGCUGGGCUUCAAGGAGCUCGGACACAAGUCCAACAAGGUCAAGAACAUCGUCUGGAAGAGGCCCAAGGAAAUCUGCGAAAACCCGCAGUUCAUUGUGGGAGGAGCCAGCCGGACAGACAUCUGCCAGGGAGAUCUCGGUGACUGUUGGCUGCUGGCUGCCAUCGCCUGUCUCACCCUGAACGAGAAGCUCCUCUACCGCGUCGUUCCCCACGAGCAAAGCUUCUCCGAGGGCUACGCCGGCAUCUUCCACUUCCAGUUCUGGCGUUAUGGCGACUGGGUCGACGUCGUCAUCGACGACCGCAUCCCCACCUUCAACAACCAGCUGGUCUUCACCAAGUCGGCCGAGAGGAACGAGUUCUGGAGCGCCCUGCUGGAGAAGGCCUAUGCCAAGCUGCACGGCUCCUACGAGGCGCUGAAGGGCGGGAACACCACCGAGGCCAUGGAGGAUUUCACCGGCGGCGUCACGGAGUUCUACGAGAUGAAGGAGGCGCCCAAAGAGCUCUACAAGAUCAUGAAGAAGGCUCUGGAGAGAGGCUCGCUCAUGGGCUGCUCCAUCGACUCCCUGGUCCCCGCCCGCUUCGAGACUCGCACGGUGACGGGACUGGUGAAGGGCCACGCCUACUCCGUGACGGCAGUGGAGGAGUGUAAACCGUCGCAGCACAAGGACUCUAAAGUUCGUCUGGUGCGUCUCAGGAACCCGUGGGGUCAAGUGGAGUGGAACGGCCCCUGGAGCGACAACUCUAAGGAGUGGGCCACGUUGUCCAAGGCCGAAAAAGAGAAGCUGCAGCACCAGAGCGCCGAGGAUGGAGAGUUCUGGAUGUCGUUCGAGGACUUCAAGAAGAACUACACCAAGAUUGAGAUCUGUAACCUCACGCCCGACGCCCUGGAGGACGACAAGAUCCACAAGUGGACGGUGUCGGUGAACGAGGGCCGCUGGGUGAGAGGCUGCUCCGCCGGAGGCUGCAGGAACUAUCCAGACACCUUCUGGACCAACCCUCAGUACCGCCUGCGUCUGCUGGAGGAGGACGACGAGCCCGAGGACAACGAGGUGGGCUGCACCUUCGUCGUGGCCCUGAUGCAGAAGAACCGGCGGAAAGAGCGCAAGAUGGGGGCCAACCUCUUCACCAUCGGAUUCGCCAUCUACGAGGUGCCGAAGGAGAUGCACGGCAACAAGCAGCACAUGCAGAAGGACUUCUUCCUGUUCAACUCCUCCAAGGCGCGCUGCAAGUCCUACAUCAACCUGCGCGAGGUGACGCAGCGCUUCCGCCUGAGCCCCGGGGAGUACGUCAUCGUCCCCUCCACGUACGAGCCGCACCAGGAGGGCGAGUUCAUCCUGCGCGUCUUCUCCGAGAAGAAGAACACCUCAGAGGAGAUAGAGAACAGGAUCGAGGCGGACCAUCCAGUGGUAAGUCUCCUUCCCUAUUCUGCCAGAGUUUGCAGAGUGAUGGUAUUGAGGUCUCUUGGCUUUUUUAUUUUCCCCCUCACAAAACAUGAUCUUCACAUGUUUUUCUUUUUUUCACAUCUCUCCCCCCCCCCCCCCCCCCUUUGUCUCUUCUAUCUCUUUCUGCUUUGUGGCUCCAUGACGCCUCAGCCGGCGCCGUCCUCGGCGGGGGAAGAGAGCGAGGAGGACCAGCAGUUCCGGACUAUUUUUCAGGAGAUAGCUGGAGACGAAAUGGAAAUCACAGCCAACGAACUGAAAAAUGUUCUCAACAGAGUGAUCACCAAACAUAAGGACCUGAACACGGAGGGCUUCAGUCUGGAGAGCUGCAGGAGCAUGAUUGCUCUGAUGGACAUGGACGGGACAGGUAGACUCAAUCUCCAGGAGUUCAGACAUCUGUGGAACAAGAUCAAACAGUGGCAGGGAAUCUUUAAACACUACAACGCUGACCAGUCCGGCAGCAUCAACAGCUACGAGAUGAGGAACGCUGUCAACGACGCAGGCUUCCGUCUCAACAACCAGCUGUACGACAUCAUCACCAUGCGCUACGCCAACGAGACCAUGAACAUCGACUUCGACAGCUUCAUCAGCUGCCUGGUGCGGCUCGAGGCCAUGUUCAGGGCGUUCCAGGCCUUUGAUCAGGACGGAGAUGGGACAAUCAGACUCAGUGUGCUGGAGUGGCUCCAGUUGACCAUGUACGCCUGAGAAAGGCCCAUCUUCUCCCAGGUGAGCUCCACUCCACACGAGGACCAGACCUGCCAGCCUUUACCUCAAUGCUCCGUGUGCCCGACCGCCGUUAGCUCCCAUCCACAUCAGCCCCCAGCCGGCCUUUCUCCUUCUCCUCCUCCUCCUCAUCCUCCUCCUCCUCCUCUCCUCCUCCUCCUCCUCCUCCUCCUCAUCCUCUGCUCUUUCUCCUCCUCAUCCUCCUCAUCCUCCUCUCAUCCUCCUCC
Molecule: messenger RNA, 3219 nt
Organism: Scophthalmus maximus (turbot)
Lineage: Eukaryota; Metazoa; Chordata; Actinopteri; Pleuronectiformes; Scophthalmidae
Gene: capn3a
Product: calpain 3a, (p94)
Exons: 20
Coding region: 647-2974 (775 amino acids)
Biological process (GO): proteolysis; negative regulation of apoptotic process
Cellular component (GO): cytoplasm
Molecular function (GO): calcium ion binding; calcium-dependent cysteine-type endopeptidase activity
Source: RefSeq, a predicted model, not a curated record